Messenger RNA from Dictyostelium purpureum, 531 nucleotides. RefSeq lists its product as uncharacterized. The transcript has 2 exons. Gene Ontology annotation, cellular component: plasma membrane; early endosome. Bases 1 to 531 code for a protein of 176 amino acids. Lineage: Eukaryota; Evosea; Eumycetozoa; Dictyosteliales; Dictyosteliaceae. Gene Ontology annotation, biological process: endocytosis. The record is from RefSeq and is a predicted model, not a curated record.
AUGGUUCAUCACGGCGGUCAUCAUGGAGGUCAUCAUCACCAUCACGGUGGUCAUCAUCACCAUCACAGUGAUCAUCAUCACCAUCACCAUGGACAUCAUCACCAUCACCAUGGUAGUGGACAUUAUAAUAACUCUACUACUAUUUUUACAACUCCUACAGUUGUCACAACUCCAAUUAUUUCUACCACACCGGUUAUUGGUCGUCCAGUAAUUGUUACAACUCCUUUAAUCAGCACACACACUGUUAGAACCACCUCUUAUUCACAUAAAUCGUUAACUGUUGCAUAUAUUUUAUGGUUUUUCUUUGGACUCUUAGGUUUUCACCGUCUUUAUUUAAAUAAGAUUGGCACAUUCUUUUUAUAUUUCUUCACUGCUGGUGUAUUUGGCAUUGGAUGGCUUUAUGAUUUAUUUGCUUUACCAUCAUUAGUAAGACAUCACAAUGAAUGUGCUUUUUCAUCAUCAACAUUUGGUGCACCACAACCAGUCAUUUAUGAAUCCCAAACUGAACCAACACCACCAUAUGAACCAUAA